GUGCACUAAUCUGUCACUCGUCUCCUGCUUCUUCUAACCUCCUCUCUCCUCUCGCCGCUUCCUUUUUUCCCGAGAAAAAGUGAGAACAUUUCAGAAAUAAGCUUCCUCAAUGGCGUCGUCGUCUCAGAAAGUAACCUCUGUUUGUUUGACCGUCCUCGUCCUCUUAGCCCUCAGUGCAACGAUUCUCCGGAAAAUUGAAAUCCCUAGCUCCAGGAAGCUGAAAACAGAGGAGUUGCAGAGCUCAAAAAACAGCUCAACAAUGGCGGCGAACAGGCUUGAAGGUGUGGAGUUGAAUGAACAGCACGCGGUUGAUGAUCCAGAUAAGGUUGCUGAUGAAGUCUCUACCCUUGUUCAGAUGAGCGAACAUAACAUCACAGCAAGGAGGAAGCUUGGAUUUUUCUCAUGUGGAACCGGUAACCCAAUCGAUGACUGUUGGCGUUGUGACCGUAACUGGCAUAAGAACCGCAAACGCCUCGCCGAUUGUGGGAUCGGUUUUGGACGCAACGCUGUUGGUGGUCGUGAUGGACGCUUCUACGUUGUCACUGACCCCACUGAUGAAGACGUUAUUAACCCCAAACCAGGAACUCUUCGCCAUGCGGUUAUCCAAGAUGAGCCUCUGUGGAUUGUGUUCAAGAGAGAUAUGGUGAUAGAGCUGAAACAAGAGCUGAUUAUGAACAGUUUCAAGACCAUUGAUGGUCGUGGUGCUAAUGUCCAUAUAGCCAACGGUGCUUGCAUCACUAUCCAGUUUAUCACCAACGUCAUCAUCCAUGGUCUUCACAUUCAUGAUUGCAAGCCUACUGGAAACGCCAUGGUUAGAAGCUCGCCAUCUCACUUUGGCUGGAGAACAAUGGCUGAUGGUGAUGCAGUCUCUAUCUUUCAAUCAUCUCAUAUCUGGAUUGAUCAUAACUCUCUCUCUCACUGUGCUGAUGGCCUUGUGGAUGCUGUCAUGGGUUCUACUGCUAUUACCGUUUCCAAUAACCACUUUACACACCACAAUGAGGUCAUGUUACUCGGCCACAGUGAUUCCUACACAAAAGACAAGCUGAUGCAAGUGACCAUUGCUUACAACCAUUUUGGAGAAGGCUUGGUUCAGAGAAUGCCAAGGUGCAGACAUGGGUAUUUCCAUGUGGUCAACAACGACUACACACACUGGGAGAUGUACGCAAUUGGUGGGAGUGCAGAUCCAACCAUCAACAGUCAAGGAAACAGAUAUGCUGCUCCUAAGAACCCUUUCGCCAAAGAGGUGACGAAAAGAGUAGAGACAGAUGCAAGUGAGUGGCAGAAGUGGAAUUGGAGAUCAGAAGGAGAUCUGCUACUGAAUGGAGCAUUCUUCAAGGCAUCAGGAGCAGAAGCAUCAGCUAGCUAUGGACGAGCCUCAAGCUUAGCAGCUAAACCAUCAUCAAUGGUCCACACCAUAACCUCUACUGCAGGAGCACUAGGUUGCCGCAGAGGCAGACCUUGUUAGUUCUCUCUAUACCACCCAUAGUACUAACCAACCCUAAACCCUUUCCCAUAUCUAUGGAAAGUGGAAUAUAUAGUAAGUAGUACUAGUAGUCUUUCUGCUUUCUCGUCUCGUUGUGGUCGUAUCAUUGUUUCGGUAGAUCCCACUCAGUUUUCUUACAGGUGGUAGGAAUUGGUCAACCUCUGCUUGCUUUUUCUUCUUUUUCUUAAAAAAUGGUGUUUGGGGAAACAAAGAGGAGCAAGCUCAGAAGCGUUGUUCAAAAGGUUUUCCUUCUUUUAAGAGUCUCUUAUGGUUUUUAGUUUUUGUUUCCCAUUUGGUUUUGGAGUUGUUAAAGUCCCUAUGGUUUUACUGGAUCUCACUCCCUUGCGUCUGUAGUCUUUUUGGGUUUCUCUUUCAAGUUAGUGGUCAUAGUAAAGAAAAAAUUGUAACAGAAGACGAUUGAAAAGCUUUCUUGAUUUUUUUGCAACUUCAGUUGUCUUUUAUGUUUU
Brassica oleracea var. oleracea is the source of this 1950-nucleotide messenger RNA. Its product is annotated as probable pectate lyase 15. The record is from RefSeq and is a predicted model, not a curated record. The transcript is spliced from 6 exons. Bases 110 to 1465 code for a protein of 451 amino acids. Lineage: Eukaryota; Viridiplantae; Streptophyta; Magnoliopsida; Brassicales; Brassicaceae. Gene Ontology annotation, molecular function: pectate lyase activity.